CUGCUCCCCAGAAGGCUUUGGGCUGAUGUGAGGAACCUUUGGAACGACUGGUCACUCCGUUGUGCCAUGAUCAUUCCAAGAAAGUCCACGGAGGAUGAGAAAAAACCAAAGACUUUAAAGUACCUGGAGAGUACGCCCGCAGCGUUCAAGGAGAUUGCUGACGCCAUCCUAAUCCUAGACACCGGAGAGGAGCUGCCAGCUCAUAGACAAGUGCUCGCCCUGAAGUCAGAGGUCUUCUGUGGCAUCUGUGAGAGUGCUCCAAGCAGCACAGGCCCAGAGAACAAGCUGCACAUCCCCCUGCCGGAUUGCAGCUCCGAGGAAGCCAGAAUCUUCCUUGACUUCAUAUACAACAACACACCUGUGUCAGAUCCUCCAGCUGCAGAGUCAUUGACGAAGGUUGCCCAUAAGUUCAACGUCAAGUCGGCGCUGCAGUACUGCGACAACUUUCUGGCGCAGAGGGCGGAUGAGGAUGUGAAUUUCCUCCAGCUCAGCUCGAGGAGGGACCCGGCGUCGCGCAGCGUGCUGGACUGGGCAGUGAUGGCCAACAUGUUCAGCCUGCGCAAGCUCACGGCGCGGUGCGAGCUGUUCAUCAUGAAGCACUUCCAGGGCUCGCCCUCCUCGCGACGCAUCCUUGCCACGCUCAGCCCCGAGUCCCAGCUGCGCAUCUACAAGGGAUGCGCAGAGGCGAAGCCGACAUGCACCGCCACAUGUCAGGCAUGCGGCAGGGUGCUGAUGCAGGGAGAGGCGUUCCACAUCAGCAAGGCGCUGACCACAUGCAACCACGAGGGCUGCACCGGCUGCAUCAAGGCCAAAGCCGCACUCACAGAGUUCCCCCCGCUGGAACUCAUCGAGAGCUGGCAGGAUGUCAAGCGUGGCUGCUUGUGAGUAGUACUAUUACAGGCCGGCAAACCCAUGGGCAUGUUGUGAGCACCAGAUCACAAGGCCCGAAUAACGGCUGUGCAUGUUGCUGUAUAUUUUGUUGUACGAUCAGUUGCUCAUUUUGGUUUGCCGCACCAGAGAGGUUAUUUCUAUGUGCAUAAUAAGGUCUGGCGAGCAGAUUUUUCGUGUGCACAUAAAAUCUGAUAAUGUCAGCAGACACCUUCAUGAUCAUAUAUUGGAUCUACAGUAGCUUGCUGGAGCUGUAGAGCAAAACGCAUUGCUGUGCCAAUACGGCACAUUGUGCCAUUUCUGCAUUAAUGUGAUGCAACGAGAGUGUAAUUUCCAGAUUUGACGUUUUUAAUACCAAUCCAGCGUGCUAUUGAGCAUCUCUUUGGCUGCAAGCGCACUUGACAGUACUGUGCAGACAAUGUCCUCAGCACUUUCAACCUAAGGAAAGUUCAAAUUUACAGC
Coccomyxa subellipsoidea C-169 is the source of this 1350-nucleotide messenger RNA. RefSeq lists its product as hypothetical. Lineage: Eukaryota; Viridiplantae; Chlorophyta; Trebouxiophyceae; Coccomyxaceae. The record is from RefSeq and is a predicted model, not a curated record. Bases 67 to 885 code for a protein of 272 amino acids. The transcript is spliced from 5 exons. Gene Ontology annotation, molecular function: protein binding.